AUGAUAUGCAUCAGCACCAUAGAUGAUAUCGUACCAUUGCUCAAAAUGAUAUAUCACAAAAAUUGUGAUGAUAUUGGCUCAAUCAUCUACAUUUUUGGUACAUUUGAUCCAGAUGAAAUUACCCUAUUUUUCCAGUGGCACCUGUUGUCAUCUCCAACCAUGAGCCUACCCGCUCAUAUUCACAACCUUAUGUGGAAACCCAAGCUUAGCUUGAGAACGCCAGAAAAUAUCCUGGCCAACAACCUCAAGCCCAGAUGGGAUACAAAUGUUGCUUUCAACAAAUCUCCCAACAGGGAGAUAGCCGAGAGACUUCUUUCUAACCUUGAGCGCAGGUUUGGUUCCUCUAGUAUGAGAUGGAGUGACCUCCAAAAGAGGUUGCACACCAACUUCACUAGUAGAACCCGUCGUGAGAGAAUGUCUGAUGAUGAGAUAGCGGAAACAAACGCUCUUACACGAAGAGCAGCCCGUGCAGAUGAUAAUGAGUGUCGCCGUGUACUGGCCUACAAAGACAAUAAGAAGGCAAUUGAUCUUGUAAUGCUCAGAGACUGUGCCAACACUCUCCAAAAAGCAGUAAUGUCAGAUGGAGAGUCUGCCGAUGAAAUGGACGAGGAUGGCAUAAAACAUGUCAUUCAUAUUGUACAACCAGGCUGGAGAAGCGAUGAGUGCAACCGUUUCAUUGCACUUGUUGACACUUAUGCUGUCCAGGCCAUGGGGUCAAGUGCUAAUCAAAGGAUCCGUAGGAUCACUACUAGUGUGUCCAACUCAGCAGUCCCGGAUAACAUUAGCCCCAAUUUUCCUCGGUGGGCUCUUAGAGACGGGCUCUAA
Phycomyces blakesleeanus NRRL 1555(-) is the source of this 825-nucleotide messenger RNA. RefSeq lists its product as hypothetical. Lineage: Eukaryota; Fungi; Mucoromycota; Mucoromycetes; Mucorales; Phycomycetaceae. The record is from RefSeq and is a predicted model, not a curated record. The transcript has 4 exons. Bases 1 to 825 code for a protein of 274 amino acids.